Asparagus officinalis (garden asparagus) is the source of this 1970-nucleotide messenger RNA. RefSeq lists its product as uncharacterized. The coding region runs from base 72 to 1970 and encodes 632 amino acids. The transcript has 7 exons. Gene Ontology annotation, molecular function: zinc ion binding; nucleic acid binding. NCBI's taxonomy places the organism in Eukaryota, Viridiplantae, Streptophyta, Magnoliopsida, Asparagales, Asparagaceae. The record is from RefSeq and is a predicted model, not a curated record.
UUACUAUUUUCCAAAUAUAUUGUUUGAUUUUAACCCUAGUUUUCCUUUCGGUCCUCGUUUUCUUCAGAACUAUGGUGGGUACUCGUAGUAAUGGUAACCCAUCCAGUAGCAGUGGUCAGAUGCCUGAAGCAGAUCCGCAGCAGCUUUUAGCGAUGAUUCAGGGGCUGGUGACGAACCAGCAGUUCUUAGCUGGGCAUUUACAGCAGGAGCAUCAGCACCAGCAUCCCCCUCGCUCGGAGCCUGGUGUUAGAGAGUUUCGAUAUAUGCGGCCUCCUUCCUUUACUGGUGCCGAGGGACCUUUAGCAGCAGAGGAGUUCCUCAAGGUCACGGAGACUAUCCUUAAAGUGACUCGUAUUCCCCCUGCAGAGUGGGUAGAUCUCAUGGAUGUUCAGCUCACGGAUACAGCUAGAAUCUGGUGGGCUGCUGAGAAGACACACCUAGAGAGGCCGAUUUUGUGGGAGACGUUCACGGAUCGCUUCAAUAGGAAGUACUUUCCUCAGUCAGCCAGGGAUGAACUCCUGCGUAGAUUUGUCGAGCUCAAGCAAGGAGGACGAUCAGUCGAUGAGUACGAGGCCGAGUUUUCUUCUUUGAGCCGAUACGCCCCUCAUUUGGUCACGGACCCCACUAUCAGGAAGCACCAGUUCCAGAAAGGGCUGGACAAGUAUAUCAGAUUGGCUUUGGCUGGCAGGGCUCUCGCGACUCACGACGCUGUGUUGGAUGCAGCACGCGAGAUUGAAAGCGUGCAGAAGGAACCAGAAGAUUCACACUUAAUUCAGAGCAGGACACCAGCAGCUCCGACUCGGAACGUCGAGCGUCCCCCUCAGAGGCAGCAGCAGCAGGUUCCGCAGAGGCAGCAGCAUUCACAGCGUCAGCCAAUUCAUCAGGCUCAUCCUUAUCAGCGUCCUGGGGUGCAGUUUCAGAGCCAGCCUUCUGUGAAGUGUACUUAUUGUAGCCAUGCCGGACAUAUUCAGCAGGACUGUCCCAGGCGUCUUCGUUUGUGCUUCACCUGUGGGUCCCCCGGUCAUAUCAGUCGGGACUGUCCUCAGCAACAGCAGGCUCAUUUGCCCCCACCUCCAGUUCGAGCAGCUCUCCCAGCUCCACCUCGACCAGUCCCGGCAGCACAGCCUCAGCACAGAUCCUAUCCACGAGCAGGACCUCUUCCUCCACAGCAGCAGCUUUAUCAGGAAGCACACAGGCAGCAACCUCAGCGACAGAUGUUCAUGAUGUCAGCCGUAGAAGCUGAGGCGAACGAUCAAGUUAUCACUGGCAAGGUUCUUGUUUCUUCCGUUCCUGCUUUAUCACUCUUUGAUUCUGGAGCCUCUCAUUGUUUCUUGUCUCGUCGCUUUGCGAGUGCCCACUCUCUACCUAUAGCUUCUCUGACUACGGGCUGGAAUAUCAACACUGGAAGUGGCAUCUUAGUAGCAUCCAGUGGUUAUGAAGCAUGCCCUGUAGUCAUCUGCGGGAGGGAACUCUUGCGCCAACAUGGAUCCCGAGAGAUGAAAAUAAAGAAGAAUCAAGAGGUGGAGAUCAAGAUGAAACAGACAGUGGAAAUCAAGAUGAAUCAGAUUGGGAUUGGAUGGAGGAUACUCCUUAAUUUGUCUUCAAUACUUUAUACCCUGGUACGCCAGGCAGCAAUGGUUGUCAAGUGUAUGCUGCUGAUGUACUACAAGAACAGUAGGGGCAGGAACUACCGUAAGCAGGUUCAGUCGUUCCUUGCAGCAUUGAAGGCAUUGUCACGUAAAGAGGUGAACUAUGGGUCACAUGCCACAACAGAGCAGAUUGAUGAAGUGAUAAGUCAGGCUCAAGCUACAAGAUCAGUCCUGGGAGCACAAAGGGCUUUGUUCGGCGAUGUUCAGGGAAAAGUCAAGCAUCUGGGCGAAAAAUUUCCUAUUAUUCGAGGCCUCCUUGGUACCACGCCUUCCGCAAAACCUUGUUUUAUUUUUGUUUUUAUACGCGUAACUGAUUUUUGA